Molecule: messenger RNA, 1576 nt
Organism: Radiomyces spectabilis
Lineage: Eukaryota; Fungi; Mucoromycota; Mucoromycetes; Mucorales; Radiomycetaceae
Product: pyridoxal phosphate-dependent transferase
Exons: 5
Coding region: 150-1373 (407 amino acids)
Biological process (GO): biosynthetic process
Molecular function (GO): pyridoxal phosphate binding
Source: RefSeq, a predicted model, not a curated record
CGGCGUUUAAAAGAGAAAGCCAGGUUCUUUCUUGGGGUCGAUCCUAUUUUUUUUUUUCCUUCUUCAAUGGGGUUGACUAAGCGUUGACAGAUACAGUAUCACACUCGCUUUUUGCACUUUUCUUCCUUAUUUUAUUUUACCCCCAUUUGAUGACGCCACUUGAUAUGCAGUUGGAAGCCACCCUGGCGAAGCGACGUAAAAUUGCAAAGAUUCGUCGUCUGGUGGUGAAUCCAGAAGGCACCAUUGACUUUUCCUCCAAUGACUUUCUCGGCCUGGCUUAUAGUCAGUUGUUGCGGGACGAGUUCCUGCAAGAAUUACACUCCAUGAAAUAUAUCCUUGGAUCGACCGGAUCGCGGUUGUUGGACGGUAAUUCCAAGUACGUCGAAGACCUGGAACACAAGAUCGCCCAGUUCCACAAAGCCGAAGCCGCCUUGAUUUUCAAUUCGGGCUUCGAUGCGAAUUCCGGCUUGUUCAGCACAUUACCUCAAAAGGGCGAUAUCAUCAUCUAUGACGAAUUGGUACACGCCAGUGUCCAUGAAGGAAUGAGAAUGUCGCGCGCCAGUCAUCGUCUUCCUUUCAAGCACUCCGACAUUGAUGAUCUGAAGCGAAUCUUGGAAAAGGUCGUUCCGAUGAGAGACAAGAAUGUAUUUAUUGCCGUGGAAACAGUUUACUCGAUGGAUGGCGAUGUGGCUCCGUUGCAAGAUAUCGUGGAUCUAUUGAAGUACUAUUGGCCCCAUCGCGACAACGGGUAUCUGGUGGUCGAUGAGGCCCAUGGUACCGGUGUGUAUGGAAAACAUGGUCGCGGGGUAGUCAAUCAACUGGGUUUGGAAAAGGAUGUGUUCGCUCGCCUUCACACAUUUAGCAAGGCGCUGGCCAGCAAUGGAGCGGUCAUCCUUGGCUCCAAAACCUUGCGUGAAUAUCUCAUCAAUUACGCCCGUCCUCUGAUUUACUCCACUUUUAUGCCGUAUAGCAGCCUGGCGCUUAUUAAAUGUGCCUACUCCAUCUUGGGUAGCGGGCAAACCGAACCUAUUCAAGACCAUUUGAAAAUUAUAAUACAGCGAUUCAGAGAUACCAUUCGAUUGCCUGUGGGCACACUGUUGGCCUCAUCCAGUCCUAUACAAGGGGUCGUCCUCAAUGGUAAUGAGGCAGUUCGUGCGUUGGCAGGUUAUCUCAACCGUAAAGGGUUCAUUGUGAAACCUAUAUGUUCGCCUACGGUGCCAAAGGGGCAGGAGCGCGUGCGGAUUUGCCUCCAUGGUCAUAACACACUGGAACAAGUGGAUUCAUUGGUAGCCUCUAUUAAUAUGUUCUUCGAUGAAUCGGAUAACCCCAUUGUCAUGUCAUCUGAGAACACAAUCGUCGCAUCCCGACUGUAAUUAAUUUCUACACCCUCUUCUAAUUCAUCUAAAAGACCUUACAGACUCAUGUACUAUUAUUGCCUGUGCAUAGUGGCCAUCGGUUUCAUCACAUGUCUUAAAUUUACUUGCCUGAAAAAAGCCAUAGACGCAAUAUCUUGAAAUUUACCCAUGCCAACGGCGGUUAAUAAAAUUUUGAGAGAGGCGUUCCAAUCUGUUUUCUG